Molecule: messenger RNA, 1192 nt
Organism: Orbicella faveolata
Lineage: Eukaryota; Metazoa; Cnidaria; Anthozoa; Scleractinia; Merulinidae
Product: ryncolin-1-like
Source: RefSeq, a predicted model, not a curated record
AAAAUUAUUUCUACAGAUUGCUCAGAACUGCUCAAAUCAGGCUAUACACAGAGUGGAGAGUACCUUGUCGACCCAAACGGUAAAGGACAAUUUAAGGUCUAUUGUGACAUGCGCACUGACGGUGGAGGUUGGACUGUGUUUCACAGAAGACAGGAUGGCUGGGUAGACUUCUAUCGUGGAUGGAAUGAUUACAAAGCAGGCUUUGGCCAGGUGUCUGGCGAGUUUUGGCUUGGGAAUGACAAGAUUCACAGGCUGACAGCCUCUAGACCCAGUACCUUAAGAAUGGAGUUAGAGGACUGGAACGGAGUUAGUUAUGCCAGAUACGGCAGGUUCAGUAUUGGUGACGACCAAGCGCAGUAUCGACUUGCAGUGGGUUCAUAUUCAGGAACAGCAAAAGAUUCGUUUGGAUAUCAUAACAACAUGCCUUUUACUACAAAAGACAGAGAUAAUGACAGAGAUAACUCUCAGAAUUGUGCAGUUAAAUGUACUGGCGCCUGGUGGUACCAAGAUUGCCAGUACUCUAAUCUAAAUGGACAAUACUUGGGAGAAAAACAAAAUUGGCAAGGUGUCAUAUGGUAUCACUUUGGAAGGGAUCUUUCACUUAAAUUCGCUGAGAUGAAGAUGCGGCCGCUAUCAUAGAAAUAAUUAUUGUCAGAAGGGCGAUCGUUGCUAACGUUGAUGUUUACAUGUCACCAAACAAAAGGUUUAAUGAGCAAAACAAUAGCUGUGCAAGUGCGUUAUAAUUUUUUUUUUAAAUUUUAAAGCUUUGCCCAUUGAAGGAUUCCUUGUUUGCUUGCCUCUGUAAGGAUUCCCUGUUUUCAAGAUCCUUUCGGAAGCUCUCGAAAACGACAACCUCGGAUGUUUGAAGAAAGUUAUUUUAACUAAGGAGAGGUAACAGUUGUUUUCCUAAAGAGAUUCCAACAUUCUAUCACAUCACAUCUUUUUGGGAGUAGUGGAUAGUUUUAAUGCAGUGCUGCAUGAUUGUGACAGUGUGUCACGGACAGCUGCACAAGAGUAAACAAACAAAUAAACAUUGAAAAGCUAGAAAGUGAUCGGGGCAUACAGGCGCGUAUACAGGCAGGGGUAUACAGGCGCGUUUUUAAAUUGUCUAAUUUUACUGUGGAUUUAAACGGUAUUUCUUGACAGAAGCCUCUGACUGACAGGGAGCUGGUAGCAUAAAGAGAGCUGAGUU